Messenger RNA from Danaus chrysippus (African queen), 906 nucleotides. Lineage: Eukaryota; Metazoa; Arthropoda; Insecta; Lepidoptera; Nymphalidae. The record is from the annotation of a GenBank genome assembly.
AUGAAAGCCUUCUUGGUAUUAGCAGCCGUCGCGGCUAUCGGCUCCGCAAGACCUGAAGCCGGGUACUCCUACAAUGCGCCCGGAGGUGGUGGUGGCCACGGAAUCGGUGGCAUCGGCGGUGGCAUCGGAGGUGGCCUCGGAGGCGGACACGGUGGGUUCUCCUCUGGAGGUCUGAGCUCCAGCUCCUUCGGUGGAAUCGGUGGCGGCCUCGGCGGUGGCAUCGGCGGCGGAAUCGGCGGUGGAUUCUCAUCAGGCGGUGGAUUCUCAUCCGGUGGUGGAUUCGGAGCUGGCGGCGGUGGUUUCGGAGCUGGCGGCGGUGGAUUCGGAGGUGGUUUCGGAGGCGGUGCUAUCGUCCAGAAACACAUCUACGUCCACGUACCACCCCCAGAACCUGAAGAACAACGCCCACAAGUGAUCAGCGGUGGAGCCAUCCCCCAGAAGCACUACAAGAUCAUCUUCAUCAAGGCCCCAGCACCUCCCGCACCCGUCGCUCCCAUCAUCCCCGCUCAAGCUCAAAACGAGGAGAAGACCCUCGUCUACGUCCUGGUCAAGAAACCCGACGAACAACCCGACAUCACCAUCCCCACUGCUGCCCCAACCCAACCCUCAAAACCCGAAGUAUACUUCAUCAAGUACAAGACCCAGAAGGAAGGUGGUGGUAUUGGAGGUGGUAUCGGAGGUGGUAUCGGAGGCGGUAUCGGAGGUGGUAGCAUCGGUGGCAUCUCUGGCGGCGGUCUGUCUGGUGGCAGCAUCGGCGGUGGUAUCUCCGGAGGCAGCAUCGGCGGCGGCAUCGGCGGUCACGGAGGCUCCAGCGGCAUCGGUGGUGGCAUCAUCUCUGGAGGACACGGCUCCGGCUCCGGAGUCAGCUCCUCCUACGGCCCCCCCGGUCACUCCGGCCCAUACUAA